AUACUUGAGUGUCUCGGCUCACUCUUCGCUCUUUGGAGCUUCGACACUUUGUUCUCCGUUCGCUCUUCGCCGUCUUUGAUUUCCGUCAACUGGAGGCUAAGGAGAUGAGUCAUAACCCGGAAGUUCUUUGGGCCCAACGUUCUGAUAAGGUUUAUUUAACAGUCGCCCUACCUGAUGCGAAGGACAUUUCAGUGAAAUGUGAGCCUCAUGGUGCAUUUAGUUUCUCAGCUGUUGGUGCCCAAGGCAAGCGCUUUGAAUUCAGCGUGGAAUUGUACGGGAAAAUUGUGCCUGCGGGUUGUAAAACGAAUGUGGGGCUAAGGAACAUUAUAUGUUCAGUUCAGAAAGAAGAAAAGGGUUGGUGGAAAAGCUUGCUGAAAUCAGGAGUGAAACCUGCACCUUACAUUAAAGUUGAUUGGAAUAAAUGGUGUGAUGAGGACGAGGAGCCCACUUCUGAUGUUGCCUCUGACGAUGAGUCUGCGUUUGUUGAUGGUGAAGGUGAAGGUAGUGAUGACGAUGGAAUGCUCUAUCUACCUGAUCUGGAGAAGGCAAGAGGCAACUAGUUUCUGAACCCACGAACCGGCGGCUCUGCUUCUGUUCUUCUUGGGCCGGAAACCUACAGAGCCAUCACGGCCGUGUCAGUGUAAGUAAAGACUCACAAUUCUUGUUUUGGCUGCCCGUAAACCAUUCCCUUAGUUUGUUGAGUGGAUUAGCUUAUGGUCUCAGUAGCACUCUAGGAAACUGUGAUCUCUAACAAAUGGUUUGUAAUAGGGACAGACACUCAUGCUUCUCGCUACUACUAUUACUACAUCAUCUGCCUAUGCUUUGACCAUCCAUUUUAUGAAAUACAAAGCUUGUGUUAAUAUGUAA
Molecule: messenger RNA, 867 nt
Organism: Tarenaya hassleriana
Lineage: Eukaryota; Viridiplantae; Streptophyta; Magnoliopsida; Brassicales; Cleomaceae
Exons: 6
Coding region: 105-560 (151 amino acids)
Biological process (GO): chaperone-mediated protein complex assembly; protein folding
Cellular component (GO): nucleus; cytosol
Molecular function (GO): Hsp90 protein binding; protein-folding chaperone binding
Source: RefSeq, a predicted model, not a curated record